GAGAACAUCAUCACUAUACGGCAUCCACGUCUAAUGGCCCACGCGCUGUCUGGGGAAGCGAACAGUAUCUCCGCCUCGGACAACGCCUCUCACUCACCGGAUCAUCUUAUCGGAACGAGUCGCCUUUGAUGGUGGUGUGGUGAUGCCGCGAGUUGGGACGGUCGGGUACAUACAUUCUCAUCUGAGAGCGAACGCGGCAGGACGCUGGACGAGAACAGCGAGCACCCUGUGAUUUGGGGAGGAGGAAUAUCACGCAUGGGACAAUCGAGACAAUGUCGUCCGCAGCGGAAGCAAAUAUCUCUGCAGCAGCAUUGGCAAUCGCGCUCGUUGCUCUCUUUACAGCUCUUGGCCAGUUAAUACAGCAGUAUUUCGCCACUGCAGACGGGUAUCGACGAUGUCAGAAAUCGGUCAUGGGCGGCUAUUCCCGCCACACUAGACUUCGGUGGAGAUGGCGCGAAUUCCGUUUCGAAACGCUAUAUACAGUCCCCAAGAUCUUUAUGGUGGGGGAUGGCGCCCCAAGUCGAAUUGAGCAGGUCUUGUUGACAGGCAGUGCCUUAACCAGGGAGAAAUCUCUGGUUCCUUGGGAACGGCGCAAUGGUGAAUCAUUGGGACCUUUCCACGAAACGCCGCAACAACUGGAGGCUCGGCGAACACAAAAUGUAGGGGUGUUUUGUUACUGUUGACGUAAACCCACUGUUUCAACCCGAGUUUUCGUCUUUUUCUUUUUUCUUUUUCUUUUUGUUUGCCACUUGUAUACAAGUAUAUUUUCAGUCCGCAGUUCACAUGCUUACUCCUUGUGCUAGUGGUUAGCUAAAGGUGUCAAACCAAAGCCCUCUGCUAGCCAUAGCGAGAAAGUCUGUUGGCUAUCAUUUCUGAGCAUGAUUCACGAAGCGACCUUCGCCGCGGUGAAAGAGCUACAGAUCCAUAAGGAUACUGUUUAUGCACCACCAUAA
Messenger RNA from Hymenoscyphus albidus, 953 nucleotides. Lineage: Eukaryota; Fungi; Ascomycota; Leotiomycetes; Helotiales; Helotiaceae. The record is from the annotation of a GenBank genome assembly.